AUGUACUUUUUUGCACUCAUCUCUGCUGUCUUUUCAAUCGACCUCUCAUGUGACACAUUUCAGUGCAAUAAAUGUGAAGAAGGAAAAUGUGUAAACUGUGAAGAUGGUUACUUAUUGCAAGACGGUAAGUGUUUAUUUGGAGACUAUGUUAUGAAACAUUGUAAAACAUUUAAGAAUAACAAAUGUUUUCGAUGUUAUAAUGGAUACCACAUUUAUCACGGAAAGUGUAUAAAAAACGAAUUAGCGUGCAAGGAAUAUCACAAAGGGCAUUGUAAAGUGUGUCACAAAGGGUAUACAUUACAAGAUGACAUUUGCAAAAAAUGUGAAAUCAAUGGAUGUACAGACUGUGACGGCAACAUUAAAGAGUGUAAGUGGUGUAAUCAUGAAUUUAUCUUGUCGAACAACACAUGUAUACAAACUAUAAUAGGAUGUGAUACAUAUGUUAACCCACUCUUUGCAAAGUCACCAUGUCUAGAGUGUCGAGAUAUCUAUUUCUUAGAAAAUGGGACUUGUCAGAAAAUGGAUUUCCCAAAUUGUAUGAGUGUAACAAAAGGAAAGACGUGUGGAAUGUGUUACGACCCAUACACACUCAACAGCGAUGGACUUUGCGCCAAAACCGUCGAGCGAGUCCCGGACUAUUCCAACUUCAAUAGGUACGUCCGGUGCGAGAUGCUCAAGUUAAAAAUUCCUGAGUGCACAAAAUGCCCUCAAAAUGAAUUUUUAAGUAACAAAAGUGGCGAAUUUAAAUGUGAAAAGUGCAGUGAGGAAAGUAAGACAACAUGUGAGGGGAGAGACUUUGACAGCUGCAGACAAUGCAACGACGACUGCUCUUUUGUUGAAGGAAAAUGUGCUUUGACGCAUUGCCACGAACACAGUUUGUUGUAUGACUCUGUGCCUUCCAAAUGUAUACGAUGCAAGAAGGGGUUUAUAAUGAAAGACAUUGAAUUUUGUGUUGAAAGUGAUGGCUGUGAGACAUUAGAAGGUGAAAAGUGUGUGCAGUGCAAGACUGAAUUUUACUUGGGAGAGGAUUACAAGUGUCAUCCAUGUGACGAGAAAUGUAAAGGAUGUACACACAACAGUACUACGUGCACUUCAUGUGUUGAUGAUUACACAAUACGAGCUGCAAGAAGUUGUGAGUUGUGUUCAGACAAAGCGUGUGCUUUUUGUGAAGAGAAUAAAGGGAUAUGUACACAGUGUUAUAGCGGAUACACUCUUAAUGAGUUUGGUCAGUGUGAAUCAAGUUGCUUCGAAUCUGAUGGAAAAGAGUGUACUUCAUGUCGAGACUUGUACGACGAUAGAUACAAAUUCUACAAACCAGUCAAUGGAAAAUGUCUUCGGUAUAGUGAAGUUUUGAAACUGCGCGAGAAGGAAGCUACUUCUGAAUGUGUUGGUGAGACUUGUACGACACACUAA
Entamoeba invadens IP1 is the source of this 1413-nucleotide messenger RNA. RefSeq lists its product as hypothetical. Bases 1 to 1413 code for a protein of 470 amino acids. The record is from RefSeq and is a predicted model, not a curated record. The transcript is spliced from 6 exons. NCBI's taxonomy places the organism in Eukaryota, Evosea, Mastigamoebida, Endamoebidae.